This is a messenger RNA of Oncorhynchus masou masou (cherry salmon), 2129 nucleotides long. RefSeq lists its product as uncharacterized. The coding region runs from base 159 to 2129 and encodes 656 amino acids. The record is from RefSeq and is a predicted model, not a curated record. The transcript is spliced from 8 exons. NCBI's taxonomy places the organism in Eukaryota, Metazoa, Chordata, Actinopteri, Salmoniformes, Salmonidae.
CGGAAGUGAAUAGUGCCCAGGAACAGUUUCGACGUUUAUUAACACCCUGGAACUGAAAAUAUCACACACUUACUCCAGGGUAGUGUUUAAUUCGCGUUGAAGACAGGACUUGGUUGAUAGAUGUUAUCUAGGUAAUGCUAACUAUCUAGCCGCUAAGAAUGGCUAACUGUAACGUAAUGGUUUUUCACACUCAAAUAGCCUCCGUUAUGGAGGUGCUAGCGAAUGCAGCCGUGGCAGAGAUCUGUAAACUCGUAGACGACGACUAUGCAGUGUUUCGUUUGGAAAUAACUCAAAGCCAGAAAGAAAACAGGGUAUUGCGGAGGAAACUACAGCUACUGGAACUGAAGGUGGCACGGGAGCGCGCAGAGAGGACAAUACGAGAGCGCGUCCUCGCCAGUCGUCCCAGUAAUGUCAAGAUCCUCGACCGAUACAGAGGAAUGGCAAGAGGUGAAGGACAUCUCACUGGAGGCCACAGGAGCUUUGUGAAGCCAGCGAGAGACAAUACAUGGAGAGAUGACCAACCAGUCACUGUUGAUGAGGGGAGUGGAACCUCAACCCAGCACGUUAUGGUGAUAGAGUCUACAGAUGCAGAGGCUGCAGGUCUUGGGGUGAAGCAGGAGAGGUCUGAAGGAGAGGACCAACGGCACAGCAGAGACAUCCAGACUGGAGCAGUUGGAGCGCACCCUGUAGCGACAGAAGACCCCACCACCACCCCAGCACUGCCCAGGACCAGACACAGCAUCACGGAGGAGGAGGGUCCAGAGUUGCAGCUGGUGAAGGAGGAGGGUGUGGGUAACCCUGAGGGGACCAUGGUCAUGGAGGACAGCCAGUCUACACCUCCCCCUGAACCCACAGAGGAACCAGCUGAGCAGCACAGGACCACACACAAUCUCACUGAGUCAGUAGACAUGGAGGAUGGGAAGCCUGAUCUGCUGCUGGUCAAAGAGGAGACCAUAGAAGAUGGACCAGAGAGCAUUGAUCUGCUGAGUGGACUAAAGAUGGGAGAGCAAGGUGGUUGGCUGGAGGCUAACAGAGGAGACUGGGCGACCAUCUUGGAUUACCAGACCCAGAUCGGUGCAGCCAAGGGCCUAAAGGACAACAUCACUGAGCAGGCCAGGACCAGAGGGGACAUAGUGGAGUCAGUAGACAUGGAGGAUGGGAAGCCUGAUCUGUUGUUGGUCAAAGAGGAGACAGUAGAAGACAGACCAGGGAGCAUUAAUCUGCUGAGUGGAAUAAAGAUGGGGGAGAAAAGUGGAUGGCUGAAGGCUAACACAGGAGACUGGGGAGCCAUCUCGGAUUCCCAGACCGGUGCAGGCAAGGACCCAGGGGACAACAUCACUGAGCAAGCCAGGACCAGAGGUGACAUAGUGGAGGUCAGUGGAUGGGACAGCGUCCUCAACUCUGGGCCGGUGAACAACAUUGUUGACCACUACCAGAAACAGACAGUCGAACACAAAACAACAUCCGAACUCAUUCUCCAUGACAACAGACUGGCUGAGACGAGGGCGAGACUUAGAUUUGGUCUGCGGGGAUGGGGAGAUGUCCGUAUGCAGCUGGAGAGAACAGAUACAGACUCUGCUAGCGAUGCUCCAUCCUGCUCCUAUAGUUGUGAUUCAAAAAGACUGAUUGCGCCUCAGGUUAACCCCUUAACAGGUGCUGCCUUCAGCCUGCCUUCUAUAGGAUCUAUCAAUUGGAACAUGGACCCUGCCACAACACAGACACUCCCUGGCUUUCAUCCUCCACACACUCUCCCUAUGUUAAACCAGACCUCAGACAAUGCCAGUGCCUCAACACUAAAUGGCUACACAAGCCUAUUGACAAAUGACAGUAGUAGUAACAUCAGCAGAUCUGAGAAGCGCUUCCCAUGUUCAUUCUGUGGGAAAGCCUUCAGCUUCCCCAAACAGGUGGAAAUCCACCAGAGGAUGCACACAGGGGAGAAACCUUUCGGCUGCCACCUGUGUCGGGCGAGUUUCUCCCACUCCUCCAAGCUGAAGAGGCACCAGAGGGUCCACACAGGGGAGAAACCAUACAGCUGCCCUCAGUGUGAGAAGAGGUUCUCCCACCAGCACCACUUGAAGAGGCACCUGAAGGUCCACAUGGGAGAGAGGCAGUUUGCCUGUAUGCACUGA